CGGCUGGAACCGUGGGAGGAACGGGGAUCAAACCCGGCUGGAACCGGGGCAGGAUCGGAGAUCAAACCCGACUGGAACCCAGGGAGAAGCGGAUAAAGGACCCGAGCUGGAACCGGGGGAGGAUCGGAAAAAGGAACCGGGCUGGAACCGGGUCAGAAGGGGAUAAAGGAACCGGGCUGGAACCGGGGGAGGAUCGGAUAAAGGAACCGGGCUGGAACCGGUUUAGGAGCCGAUAAAGGACCCGCAGGGGUGGCGGGAGCGAUAAGGGAGGAUCGGGGGAUCAAACCCGGCUGGAACCCGGGGAGGAACCGAUAAAGGAACCGGGCUGGAACCGCGGGAGGAGCCGAUAAAGGAACCGCAGAGGGGUUUUGGUGGGGUCACAACAGGAACCGGCGGCGCCUCUGUGAAGAAACAUCCCAGGAAACGCCGAAGAUCCCCAAGGGCUCGUGUCCUGCACUGCUCCUGGUGCUCUCUGCCCCCCAUGGCCCUGCUGGCCCUGCUGGUCCUGCCUGUGGCCACCGUGGCCACCGUGGCCAGUGGUGUCCGUGUGGAGCCCCUGCACUGGGUCCCGGACGCGUUCGAUGAUCGGUACCGGGGCUGCGGCGAUGCCAUGAGCGCCAUCCUGGAGAACCUGAGCGACGCCGAGCUCCGGCACAACCAGAACCUGACCCGGCUCUGGGACCAGGCCACGGCCGAGUGGUUCCGCCGCAGGUCCCGAGACCCCUCCCGAGAGCCCUCCCGAGAGCCCUCCCGAGAGCCGUCCCGAGAGCCCUCCCGAGACCCCUCCCGAGAGCCCUCCCGAGACCCCUCCCGAGAGCCCUCCCGAGACCCCUCCCGAGAGCCCUCCCGAGACCCCUCCCGAGACCCCUCCCGAGAGCCCUCCCGAGACCCCUCCCGAGAGCCCUCCCGAAACCCCUCCCGAGACCCCUCCCGAGACCCC
Poecile atricapillus (Black-capped chickadee) is the source of this 940-nucleotide messenger RNA. RefSeq names its product testis-expressed protein 29-like. The transcript is spliced from 2 exons. Gene Ontology annotation, molecular function: NAD+-protein-arginine ADP-ribosyltransferase activity. The record is from RefSeq and is a predicted model, not a curated record. Lineage: Eukaryota; Metazoa; Chordata; Aves; Passeriformes; Paridae. The annotation marks the transcript as partial.